Messenger RNA from Didymodactylos carnosus, 1572 nucleotides. Lineage: Eukaryota; Metazoa; Rotifera; Eurotatoria; Philodinida; Philodinidae. The record is from the annotation of a GenBank genome assembly.
AAGUAAGUCUAGAAGAUUAGCAAAUAGUUGAUUGCAUAAGAUAGAGUUCUUCUUUUGACACUAUCGCCUAGAUGAUCCUCCGAAUGAAAAUGAUGUUGUCUUAUUAUCACAUGACUUUGAUCUCAUAUAUGCGUACUAUUUAUCUAUCUUCAAUGUUUUUUUAUCAUGCUCACACAUCUUCCUCAUAUGAGAAUCGUGGACCUACAAUGCCAUUUGGCGAUUGGUCUACUAAUAAAUGCGUUUAAAUCAAAAGAAACGUUUCGUAGCUAGAAUAUAAUUAACAACAACACGAUAGAUAAUAGAUUAGUAAUCUUGCUCAAUGGACCCACGUACUACUAUUGUCCUUAGAUGAAAAUGAUUCGCAUUUUAAGAAUUUCUCGUUGAUGCACAUAUCAUUCAUUCUCGUCAAAUGCUAAAACAAUUUCAUGCACAAUAGCAAGGAGCUGACUAACAGUUGAAUGUCGACGUCAAAAACACAUGAAGAUAGUGUUUAGGGCUUGAUCUUUUUCACUAUUCGAUGUUCAACGAUCUCUUCUAUAAAAAUGGUAAGAAUCGCAUAUUUUUAUCUCUUUUCUAGUAGAAUUUAUUUCAAAAACAUUGGACUGUAUUAUAUCUUGACUUCGAUAGUAGAUCUAUUUACCAUAAAAAAUUCAGACUGUACGGAAAUAUCGGUUGUAAACUGAUUUCAUAUGGAUUUAGGCAUAUGCAUUUUCAAAGUAGAUACUAGGUUCAACUGAUUUUCAGGUAAUUUAGGAUUUUCGCAUAAACAUAAGGUGAAGGGACAGUACCAAAAAGGAACAUGGAAAAUAAAGAAAAGCUACAAUACUAAAUUCGUGUGAAAAGAUAAGGAUUUUUCUCUUUACCUUCGACAUGUGGUUCUUUACCCUGUAAAAAAGAAACAACUUGUUGUUUAAAUAAAAGUCAGCAAUUGGUAUAUAACAUAUCGAUAAGAUAAAAAAGAAGAUCAUUCUUGUUUUAAUAUAAAUACUGCUUACUCCAAACAGACAACAUGUUUUAUCCACAAUAUGGAUGUGAAAUUUGUUGUAAUUUUACUUUUUGUUGAACUGGCUGCACUUAGAUUUAGUAUUAAACAUAUCAUUGAAAAAGAAAUAGAUCUUUAUGAUAUAUUUGAUCAUAACCCAAUGAUAGUUAAUAUAUCAAAUGUAAAGUAUCAAUGUUUUGAGAAAAUAAAUCAUUGUCUUUAUAAUUAAUUCAAGCCAUUUACGAUUUAUAAAUAUUAUACAUUUGAUAUUAAUUUGUGUUACAAUUCUAUCUUAUAUAGGUUUAUUGAUUAUUUUGAUACUUAAAAAAGUUGAUCUUAUAUUUGAAUUGUAUGAUACUACAAAAAUUAGUCCAUAUAAAUGGUCAAAAUUAUUUAUAUUAAUGUCAGUUGGUAUUAAUUGUUUUUUAUUAGGUUUACAUUAUCAUUUUGAAAAUAUUAAUACCCAGCUAUGUAGUCAAAAUAGUAAAAUAAUACGUAUAGAAAAUUUAUCAACGUAUAUUAUUAUAAAUGUAAUGGAAGUUUCUUAUUUAUUAUUUGAUUUUAUGAAGCAUGAUAAAGAUGCUCAAUAG